CAUCGCCCUUCGUGGUGUUCUAGUUUUGGAAAAUGCAGUUUUGGAAUUGUCAGGAGGUGUUGGCUUGAGGCUUGGCGAACAUGACGCCAGCCUUUCUAACGGGGGUCUCGUUCCUCUCGGCUCUUCUUCCUGGCUCCCUCUGGCAUUAUCUUUCUUCUUGUCCUUUUAUCUUACGGCUUCGCUUGAUCACUGCCUGUUGGAUCAUACUCUCGCGUUCAUAGCUCUUUUCACCACACACCAACUUCUCUACCCCGGGGUCAAUUUGACGCUAUCAACUUGAUAAUGACAGUUUCUCAGACCUUGGAAAACGGACAGCCGCCUUGUAAUGAGCAAAUUCAGGCCCCAGAGUCCUGUGUUGCUUGCCAACUCACAAACAAGAAAGUCUGGACUUGCGUCCAAUGUGGGCAUUAUACCUUUUGCGAUGACUACUGGGACAAAGAGCGCCCUCAUGGUCCUGGUGCUAGGGGUUUCAACAACCGUCCACACGAAAAGGUUGACCCGGCAUUUGUUGAACGUCUUGAACGUAUCUUCGGCGAAGGGAGGAGUAAGGAAGACCAAGCAGAAUUAUUCGAUACUGAUGCGGAAACCAUGUGGUUUGGUGUGAACAAGAGCAGCGAUGAAUCGUUUCUCGACUAUUCAGACCGCUUGAUUGCUAUAAUGUUGGAAAGUGAUGGGUUCAGCACGUCAGAUCGUUAUCCGCAGUUGAUCUCCUUUGUUGGCAAAACAGGUAAGGGUAAGAGCACAGUCAUCGGCCGCGAGCAAGCGAGUAUUGUGGGCACCAAAUCCUUUCCUGCGCCCGUGAACGGUCUAACCGACGACCUCAUAUCGACUUCUGGAGACGUCCACCUUUAUGUCGACCCAGCUACUCAUCAUGAGAAACACCCCGUCUUACUUGCCGACUGCGAAGGCCUGGGUGGCGGCCAAAGUGUACCAAGAGCCAAGGAACAUCAGAGCAGUAGAAAGCGAAAGAUCGGGUGGGCCAAAGACUCCAGAACCUCCUCCAGGGUGUAUGCUGUGAAGUGUUUGUUUCCUCGAAUACUUUACACAUUCUCGGACGUCAUUGUGUUUGUGGUUCAGGAACCUAGGAGGACAUUUCAAUCAGAUGUUCUGGUGAACUUGGUGGAAUGGGCGUAUUCCUCUAUCGAGAAAGCUGUUAAUCAACCAGUUCUACCUCAUCUCAUCAUUACACUAAACCGAACCGACAAUGCCAUCAAUGAGGAGCAAUGGGACCUUCGCACCGCUACAGAUAUGCUACUAGCGGCUCAACAAGAUAUCACGCAGGUUCCCGAACUUAUCAGAAUUGUUCAGGGGCUAAAGCUCAGCGGCCACAGUGUGAAGUCCGCAAAAGAGCUUCUCGAAUGCUUUUACCAGUCCAUUACAGUUGUUCGACGAUAUAUGCAGAUCGAUGAACAAAUCGGUAAACUCUACAAUACAAUUAGAGACAGGGCCACGAGUUCGCACACAGAGAAGAGGUCCAUACGUAUGGCGCUUAAUGCGGAAAAGCUCCACCAAUUCAUGAACGCCGCAUACGAUUACUUUUCAGAGAACCUCGAUAAGCCGUUCGACUUUGUCAAGGAGGCCUUACACCUUGACCCCAUGCCUCACGACUUUCAGGGCCAUAUGCUACACCUUGUACUCGCCGUUCGCAACGGAAUGAGUGGUAUGGGAUAUCCCAACACCGAGCGCCAGCUCCUGGAGAAGGUGAAGUCCCUGCUCGCAUCCUAUAUUGCAGGGACAAUCAAGGACCUCUUGAAUAACACGUUUCGCAAACCAGCGAGAAUGGCUUUUGAAGAGCUCUGUGACAAAUGGCUACCUUGUGGCUUUGAAAGCAACGGUUAUACGUGUUGCAACGUCCGAUUUGCCCAUGUUAAGGGUCACCAGGCCUCGAAUGGCAAAAUAUUUCAGAAGGGGCCAUAUCAACCAAGCAUCACUGACGACCAGUUCGAGGGGUGGUUUAAUGGAAUCGGUGCAGAGCUGAAGAAGAUGAUGGAAGAGCUCCCACGUGCCGGAAGCGAAAAGGACAAUGCUUGGGGUAAGCAUCUUCAGCGCUUGGAGCGGUUUUAUGACGACAACUCAAAGCUCUCCCACUCGGAAAAUGUCAGCCACGGGACUUGUUUUUGCUGCAUCAACAACGUUCCAGAGCAUGUCUUGCCUUGCGGGCAUAUUUUGUGCACCGAGUGUGUUAGCGCCCUUGGUGAUCAUAAAGAACGGGACAUCAUGCUCGUCAGAUAUUGCCUUCGCCGCCACACGCAUAAUUGGGACAGGGAUCCAGUUCAGAUUAGGUUCAAGCCAGAGGGUGCUGGAAAACGUGCUUUAAGUGGUGUACGGGGUCUUGUUGAGUUGAUCAUGCUGGAGGAAUUACAGAAACUCCUCAACAACAUCCCCGUGCAAAACUUUUUUGAUCUGAUUGUGGGUACCAGCACCGGAGGAAUCGUUUCUCUCGGCCUGGGCGUAAAAGAUCUUCCUGUAUCAGAGUGCAUACGCGAUUUCAAGGACCUCUGUGGGAAGGCGUUCACCCCCCGAAGACUGAAAAAGCUGUGA
Messenger RNA from Podospora pseudocomata, 2541 nucleotides. RefSeq lists its product as uncharacterized. Bases 283 to 2541 code for a protein of 752 amino acids. The transcript is spliced from 9 exons. Gene Ontology annotation, cellular component: membrane. Gene Ontology annotation, biological process: arachidonate metabolic process. The record is from RefSeq and is a predicted model, not a curated record. Lineage: Eukaryota; Fungi; Ascomycota; Sordariomycetes; Sordariales; Podosporaceae.